Closterium sp. Yama58-4 is the source of this 849-nucleotide messenger RNA. Lineage: Eukaryota; Viridiplantae; Streptophyta; Zygnematophyceae; Desmidiales; Closteriaceae. The record is from the annotation of a GenBank genome assembly.
AUGUCUUUAUGUAACGAAUCUAUAAACAAUCUCCCCAUCAUGACGUCGAGCGUUCCUGACAUGGUAGCGACGCUGGGUCGUCCAAUUCGCGUCUUUACGUACGGAGCUGCGACGCCUGCGACUCCUGCGACGGUUGAAAGCGACGCAGCUGCGACGGCAGGCGACGGGGAAAGAGAACGAGGCCUAGCGGCGACGGCGGAGGGAGGCUCGCAAGCGGCGGAUGCGGGAAAGGAAGUUGGUGAUGACUUUUAUGAGUUCACGCCCGCGGAUUAUUCGAGAUUGAUGGCGGGAAAGAAAGAAGAGCGCUUUCUCAAGACCAAAGCCAUCCGGGACCUAGAGCAGCAACAACGGAAGGCACAGUUUAAACAGGCGAUCAUCAAAGUUCGUUUUCCGGACAACACAGUGGUUGAGGCGGCCUUUUCCCCCACAGAUGCUGUAGCAGCAGUGCGGCAGUUGGUGCGCAAGUGCCUGCUACAGCCGGACCUGCCAUUCUUCUUCUACACGACACCACCAAAGCGAAGGAUCAAGAACGAGGACGAGGAUCUGUACAGUGCGCAGCUCACUCCAGGAGCACUGCUGCACGUGGCAGUUGAAUCCUCUGCAGCAGCAGAGGCCACGUCCGACUCCUCACCAGCAUCCCUCUUACACCCGGAUAUUCUUGCACUAAAGGACGUUCCCUCGCAACCAGAGCUGUCCUCUGUAGAGUUGACUGAAGGGUCACUUGAGAAAAAGGACGAGAAGGGCAAAGGAGAGGCGAAGCAACAAGGGCCGGCUGCAGGGACGGGUGGUGCUGUGCCAGGGUCUUCCAGAGCAGGGCUUUCCUCUAAGCCGAAGUGGUUCAAGCGGUGA